Molecule: messenger RNA, 3465 nt
Organism: Rangifer tarandus platyrhynchus (Svalbard reindeer)
Lineage: Eukaryota; Metazoa; Chordata; Mammalia; Artiodactyla; Cervidae
Source: the annotation of a GenBank genome assembly
AUGGGGCUGCUCCUCAUGAUCCUGGCGUCGGCCGUGCUGGGCUCCUUCCUCACGCUCCUCACCCAGUUCCUGCUGCUCUACCGCAAACAGCCCGAGCCGCCGCCGGACGAGGCCGCCCGCGCGGCGGACGGCUUCCGCUACAUCAAGCCGGUGCCGGGCCUGUCCCUGAGAGAGUACCUUUAUGGCGGCGGCGGCGGGGCUGAGGAGCCCUCUGGCGGGCCUCCCGAGGGCGGCGCGACCCCGGCCCCCGAGACCCCCGCCCCGCCGACGCGCGAGACCUGCUACUUCCUCAACGCCAUCAUCCUGUUCUUGUUCCGGGAGCUGCGGGACACCGCACUUGCCCGCCGCUGGGUCACCAAGAAGAUCAAGGUGGAGUUCGAGGAGCUGCUGCAGACCAAGACGGCUGGGCGCCUGCUGGAGGGGCUGAGCCUGCGGGACGUGUUCCUGGGCGAGACCGUGCCCUUCAUCAAGACCAUCCGGCUCCUCCGGCCCGUGGCGCCCUCGGCCACCGGGGAGCCCGACGGCCCCGAGGGGGAGGCGCUGCCCCCCGCCACCACCCCCGAGGAGCUGGCCUUCGAGGCGGAGGUGGAGUACAACGGGGGCUUCCAUCUGGCCAUCGACGUGGACUUGGUCUUCGGCAAGUCCGCCUACCUGUUCGUCAAGCUAUCGCGGGUGGUGGGGAGGCUGCGCUUCGUCCUCACCCGCGUGCCCUUCACCCACUGGUUCUUCUCCUUCGUGGAGGACCCGCGGAUCGACUUCGAGGUGCGCUCCCAGUUCGAAGGGCGGCCCCUGCCCCAGCUCACCUCCUUCAUCGUCAACCAGCUCAAGAAGAUCAUCAAGCGCAAGCACACCCUCCCGAGUUACAAGAUCAGGUAUAAGCCGUUUUUCCCAUUCCAAACCUUGCAAGGAUUUGAAGACGACGACGAAGAGUAUAUCCAUAUACAACAGUGGGCACUUACUGAAGGCCGCCUUAAAGUUACAUUGCUAGAAUGUAGCAGGUUACUUAUUUUUGGAUCAUAUGACACUGAAGCAAAUAUUCAUUGCACACUUGAGCUGAGUACUGGUGUUUGGGAAGAAAAGCAAAGGAGUUCUAUUAAGACGGUUGAAUUAAUAAAGGGGAAUUUACAAAGUGUUGGACUUACACUUCGUCUGGUCCAGUCAACUGACGGCUAUGCUGGGCACGUCAUAAUUGAGACUGUGGCCCCAAAUUCGCCUGCUGCAAUUGCUAACCUUCAGCGGGGAGAUCGACUGAUUGCUAUUGGAGGUGUGAAAAUCACAUCUACACUGCAGGUGCUGAAGCUCAUCAAGCAGGCUGGUGACCGAGUGCUGGUGUAUUAUGAGAGGCCUGUUGGCCAGAGUAAUCAGGGUACAGUGCUGCAAGAUAACUUUGGACAGUUAGAAGAAAACUUUCUGUCAGGCUCAUGCCAACCGAACUUUGAAGAGGAAGCAACUGGGUUGGCAGUAGAUGCUGAAAAUAGAGACCUGGAUUCUGAAUUUGAAGACUUAGCAAGUGAUGUCAGAGCCCAAACUGAAGCCAGAGAGGAGGCACAGUCACUAAGUCACAGCCCCAAACGUACUCCAACAACACUUUCUGUUAAACCCCUUGGAACUAUAUCACCUGUUUUAAACCGUAAAUUAGUUGUAGGAAGUUACCCACCACCACCAAAACUUCCAUCCAAAGAAGGAAAUAAGCCCUUAGCCCUAAAAUCUUCUGAGAUAACAGAACCAGCACAAGUGUCAAAACCUACCCAAGGAUCCACGUUCAAACCACCUGUGCCACCACGCCCACAAGUCAAAGUUCCUUUGCCUUCUGCUGAUGCCCCGACACAGGCUGAACUAGAUAUUUCUGUUGAAAAGCCAGAGAAGGUGCUGCCACCGCCUCCUGCAGAUAAACCUGCUGAAAAGCAAGUGAAGAAUCUGGAUCACGUAGAAGAAGCAGCUGCAGCUAAGCAGUUUUUAGCCAAGCAAGAAGUGGCAAAAGAUCUGACUUCUGAAAGCGCCUGCCCACCUAAGGACAAUUCAGAUGACCAUCAAACGUGGGAAUCAUCAGAAAUUCCUUAUCGCAAGAAGCUGGGAAAAUGGACAAGAACCAGAGCCAGCUGUUUCUUUGACAUAGAAGCCUGCCACAGGUACUUAAACAUUGCGCUGUGGUGCAGGGACCCUUUCAAACUAGGGGGUCUCAUCUGCUUGGGGCACGUGAGCUUGAAACUUGAAGAGGUGGCGUUAGGAUGCUUAGCUACUUCGAACAUGGAGUACCUUUCCAAGUUUAGACUGGAAGCCCCAUCACCUAAGGCCAUGGUCACGAGAACCGCACUACGAAAUCUGAGUAUGCAGAAGGGGUUCAAUGACAAAUUCUGCUACGGUGACAUUACUGUUCACUUCAAAUAUUUGAAAGAUGGAGAGCCAGACCACGUAGUUACUAACUUAGAAAAAGAAAAAGAACUCCAUUUGGUUGAAGAGGUUUCUGCUCUGCCUAAAGAGGAGCAUUUUGUUGGACAAAUGGGUUUAACAGAAAAUAAACACAGUUUCCAGGACACUCAGUUCCAGAACCCGACUUGGUGUGAUUACUGUAAGAAGAAAGUUUGGACUAAAGCUGCUUCCCAGUGUAUGUUCUGUGCUUAUGUCUGUCAUAAAAAAUGUCAGGAAAAGUGUCUAGCCGAGACUCCUCUUUGUGGAGCGAUGGAUCAGCGGAUAGAUCGGGCCCUGAAAAAUCUCAGGCUGGAAGGACAGGAAACCCUCUUAGGCCUGCCCCCUCGUGUUGAUGCUGAAGCUGGGAAGUCAGUCAACAGAACAACAGGUUUGACGAGACAUAUUAUCAAUACGAGCUCUCGUUUGUUAAACCUGCGUCAGGUCUCCAAAACUCGCCUGUCUGAGCCAGGAACUGAUCUAGUAGAACCUUCACCAAAACACACACCCAACACAUCAGACAAUGAAGGCAGUGACACAGAGGUCUGUGGUUCGAACAGCCCUUCUAAACGAGGCAACAGUGCAGGAAUAAAGUUAGUGAGAAAGGAGGGUGGUUUGGAUGAUAGCGUUUUCAUUGCCGUUAAAGAGAUCGGUCGUGAUCUGUACAGGGGCUUACCUACGGAGGAGAGGAUUCAGAAACUAGAGUUCAUGCUAGAUAAACUACAGAAUGAAAUUGAUCAGGAGUUGGAACAUAAUAAUUCCCUUGUUAGAGAAGAAAAAGAGACAACUGAUGCAAGGAAAAAGUCCCUUCUUUCUGCUGCUUUGGCUAAAUCUGGUGAAAGACUACAAGCUCUGACACUUCUCAUGAUCCACUACAGAGCAGGCAUUGAAGAUAUUGAGUCUUUAGAAAGUCUGUCUUUAGAUCAGCACUCCAAGAAAAUCAGCAAGUACACAGAUGACGCAGAAGAAGACCUCGACAGUGAAAUAACCCAACUCAUAGACUCUCAGCCAUUCAGUAGCAUAUCAGAUGACUUAUUUGGCCCAUCUGAGUCUGUGUAA